Chinchilla lanigera (long-tailed chinchilla) is the source of this 1851-nucleotide messenger RNA. It is a transcript of the gene Ttll9, whose product is annotated as tubulin tyrosine ligase-like family member 9. Gene Ontology annotation, biological process: protein polyglutamylation; microtubule cytoskeleton organization. The coding region runs from base 77 to 1471 and encodes 464 amino acids. The record is from RefSeq and is a predicted model, not a curated record. Gene Ontology annotation, cellular component: cilium. The transcript is spliced from 15 exons. Gene Ontology annotation, molecular function: tubulin binding; ATP binding; tubulin-glutamic acid ligase activity. NCBI's taxonomy places the organism in Eukaryota, Metazoa, Chordata, Mammalia, Rodentia, Chinchillidae.
CUUGGCAACACGACGCACAACACAGGCUCGGGAGGGACACAGAGGCGGUUUGGAUCAGGCCCUGGAGAACUGAACCAUGUCACGACCGAAGAAUCAAAACUAUAAGUGCCAUGGGUCGUCAAAAGGAAAAGAGCGAGAGCAGAGAGCAUCAAUUCGGUUCAAGACCACUCUCAUGAACACUCUCACAGAUGUCCUCCGCAACAGGCCAGGAUGGGUGGAAGUGAAAGAUGAAGGGGAGUGGGAUUUCUACUGGUGCGAUGUCAGCUGGCUCCGGGAGAACUUCGACCACACCUACAUGGACGAUCACGUGCGGAUCAAUCACUUCCGGAACCACUACGAGCUGACCCGCAAGAACUACAUGGUGAAGAACCUGAAGCGGUUCCGGAGACAGCUGGAGCGCGAGGCAGGAAAGCUGGAGGCGGCCAAGUGCGACUUCUUCCCCAAGACCUUUGAGAUGCCCUGCGAGUACCACCUGUUCGUGGAGGAGUUCCGCAAGCACCCAGGGAUCACCUGGAUCAUGAAGCCUGUCGCACGGUCUCAGGGCAAGGGCAUCUUCCUCUUCCGGAGACUGAAGGACAUCAUGGACUGGAGGAAGGGCACCGCCGGCAAGAAGUUCGCCAGCCUGGAGGCCCAGCCUGCCCGAGCCCCUACUGCCACUGUCAAUCCCUCCGGCACCCACGACACAAGAAGUUCUGAUGACCAAAAAGAUGAGCUGCCUGUGGAGAACUACGUAGCCCAGCGCUACAUCGAGAACCCCUACUUAAUUGGAGGCCGCAAGUUUGACCUGCGAGUCUACGUGCUGGUGAUGUCGUACCUCCCGCUGCGCGCCUGGCUCUACAGGGACGGCUUCGCCCGAUUCUCCAACACCCGCUUCACGCUGACCAGCAUCGAUGACCAGUAUGUUCACCUUACCAACGUCGCUGUGCAGAAGACGUCUCCUGACUACCACCCAAAGAAGGGCUGCAAGUGGAUGCUCCAGCGUUUCCGGCAGUACCUAGCAUCUAAGCAUAGCCCCCAGGCAGUGGAGGCACUGUUCAGCGAAAUAGACAACAUCUUCAUCAAGAGCCUGCAGAGCGUGCAGAAGGUGAUCAUUAGUGACAAGCACUGCUUCGAGCUAUAUGGCUACGACAUACUCAUUGACCAGGACCUCAAACCGUGGCUCCUGGAGGUCAAUGCUUCCCCUUCACUGACAGCCAGCAGCCAGGAAGACUAUGAGCUCAAGACCUGCCUGCUGGAGGACACGCUGCAUGUGGUGGACAUGGAAGCCAGGCUCACAGGAAAGGAAAAGCGAGUUGGAGGCUUUGACCUCAUGUGGAAUGACGGUCCUGUGAGCAGAGAGGAGGGGGCUCCUGACCUGCCGGGGAUGGGAAACUUUGUGACCAACACACACCUCGGCUGUGUCAAUGAUAGGAAAAACCAGCUGCAGCAGCUGUUCCGCUCCCUUCAAGUCCAGAAGAAAGCUUCCAGUUGACCCUGGCACGGAGGAAAGUCUGGAAGGUCCACCCUGGCCUCUCCCUGCUUGAUUCCUGCCAGCGCACUUCAUCGAAUUCCUCUCCCUCCUUCCAGCCUGGCAGCAGCUUUGCUGGCUAAGCACAGGCUGCUUGCUGCUUGGACUGGGCCCCUGCAUCUGCCCAGCCUGCUCCUGGGCAUCACUGCACCAGAAGACAGCCAAUCCUGGGCCUGGACAGGCUUUAACCUUGACAGAUUGGCUUGGUGCCAGAGCCCACAGAAGACAAGUGCAGUAAACUGUGCUCCCCUGGAAAGAUCAUGUCUAAUAAACGAGCUCAGGCCUUGCUUAGAGUCACUGGCACCAGGCCUGGCUCAAGGGAUGCUGUUGCCAUCAGCCAAGUC